Messenger RNA from Doryrhamphus excisus (bluestripe pipefish), 1961 nucleotides. RefSeq names its product heparan sulfate (glucosamine) 3-O-sulfotransferase 4 (gene hs3st4). NCBI's taxonomy places the organism in Eukaryota, Metazoa, Chordata, Actinopteri, Syngnathiformes, Syngnathidae. Gene Ontology annotation, molecular function: [heparan sulfate]-glucosamine 3-sulfotransferase activity. The record is from RefSeq and is a predicted model, not a curated record.
GAGAGAGUUAGUGAGUUAGUGAGCGAGUUAGGUUCGGACGCGCGUAUCGGCGGCGUGAGCGCGUCCACAAGCCGCAAGCGAGCAAGAAGGACGCGGGGUUUUUUUUUUGUUUUUGCGCCUCCUCUUCUACAAACACGAAGAAGUAAGCAAAAGAUCCUCAGUUAUUGCUGCAGGGGAUUAUUAUUAUUAUUAUUAUUAUUAUGGUUUACAUGGAUUAGCUGAGAUUCGGUUCUGGACGGAUGUGCUGCGCACUUGCGGAGAGGAGACCCCACUUCGCGGAGAAGCAUCUUUUCUGACUCUGUCCACUCCACGUCGGGUUGUUGGCAUUUGGAAGGACGCCAGCCACGCCGAACAUUGCAAGUUGGCUCCAAUAAAUUGUGACAUUGUACGUCAGAUAUCAGGAAAUCGAUCCUCAAAAAAAAAAAAAAAAAAAAAAAAGAAGAAAAGAGACGUUUCUUCCCUCCUCCGCUUGUCCUCUUCCACGCCACCUCCUGAUAAAUAUGCGAUCCGGCAUGUUUGGCUCGGCUCCGUCCAUCUUCAGCAUCCAGCAGGGACUGGUUCUUGCUGAUUUUUGAUUUUUUUUCUUCUUCUUCUUCCUUUCUUGUCCAUGCAAGACCCGGAGUGGAAACAUGUCUGUCCACUUCUCUGAGAGGACCCCUGCUGUCAGAGAUGGCAUUCUGGUCCAGCACUUUCACCUCUAAAGUGCCCCGGAAGAUCUUGUUCAUGUUCACGCUCUCCCUGUCCGUCACCUACUUGUUCUACAGCUUGAUGAGCUGCUACAACUCGCUUCAGUUCCCGUUGCAGGACAACUUCGCCUACCAGGCUCGGCUGGCUACCGAGGAGACCACGUUGGUGAGGGACCAACUUUACUCCACAUCCUCCCAGGACCAGUUCACCCACAGGAGCACGGUGGUCUCCAUCGUGCACCAGGAGGAGAACGAAGUCAUAGAAGAAGAGGAUGAGGAGGAUCACGCCAGGGAUGCGAGCUGGACCGGGACUCAGGCGGCGUCCGUCACUGAACCGAUGCGGAACCGUGCGGUCAGCACCACGGAGAGCGACCUGCGGGUGAACUGCACCUCGGAUUACGGCGAGAAGAAGCUACCGCAAGCCAUUAUCAUUGGGGUGAAGAAAGGGGGGACCAGGGCGCUGCUGGAGGCUCUCAGGGUGCAUCCGGACGUCAGAGCCGUUGGGAAUGAGCCGCACUUCUUCGACAGGAACUACGAGAAGGGUCUGGACUGGUACAGAGACCUGAUGCCUUCGACGCUGGAGGGGCAGAUCACCAUGGAGAAGACCCCCAGCUACUUUGUGACCAACCACGCCCCCAAGCGCAUCCACACCAUGGCGAGGGACAUCAAACUUAUUAUUGUGGUGCGCAACCCCGUCACCCGAGCCAUUUCGGAUUACACGCAAACUCUGUCCAAGAAGCCGGAGAUCCCAACCUUUGAGGUGCUAGCAUUUAAGAACCGGACUCUGGGUCUUAUAGACGCCUCGUGGAGCGCUUUACGCAUCGGGAUAUACGCGCUGCACCUGGAGACAUGGAUGCAGUACUUCCCUUUGUCUCAAAUGCACUUUGUCAGCGGGGAGCGGCUCAUCGUGGACCCGGCGGGCGAAAUGGGCAAAGUCCAGGACUUUUUAGGCCUCAAGAGGAUCGUCACGGAUAAACACUUUUACUUCAAUAAAACUAAAGGCUUCCCGUGUCUGAAAAAACCCGAGGACAGCAGCACUCCCAGAUGCCUGGGCAAGUCCAAAGGGAGGACUCACCCCAAAAUCGAGCCGGAUGUGAUCCGACGGCUGCACAAGUUCUACAAACCCUUUAACAUGAUGUUCUACCAAAUGACGGGACAGAACUUUGAGUGGGAGCUGGAGGAGGAUGGCGUAUCGCCAGGCUCUCAGGUCUAGCGGAGCGAUGAAGACACCAGCAGCCUUCUACUUUAAAAAAAAAAAAAAAAAAAAACACUAAA